AUGGACCAGGUGAUGCAAGGCUGCCCAGGCCCUCAGUGGUACCUGGAUGAUAUCAUUGUUACCCCUGGUGCUGGGAGCAAUUCCAUUGAGUCCAGGAACCUCAUUCAGUUCGGUAAUAUGAUUAAAUGUGCCAUACCAGGUGUGAAUCCACUGAAAUUCAACAACUACGGCUGUUACUGUGGAGUUGGCGGAUCUGGGACACCAGUGGAUGACCUUGACAAGUGUUGCCAGACCCACGACUACUGUUAUGAUGAUGCCAAGAAAAAACAGAAGUGUACAAACCUCAGUGCACCCAAAAUGAUUACAUACAGCUACACCUGCAAAAACGGGAAAAUCGAAUGUACAAGUGUCAGCCCACUACUGCAGAUCAACAACUACGGCUGUUACUGUGGACUUGGCGGAUCUGGGACACCAGUUGAUGAGCUUGACCGGUGUUGCCAGACCCACGACUACUGUUAUGGUGAUGCUAAGAAAAAACAGAAGUGCAAAUUCUUCCGUUCACCCAAAUUAAGAACUUACAAGUACACCUGCUCAAACGGGAAGAUCGAAUGUACAAGCAAUAGUCACUGCAGAAAGUUUAUCUGUGAAUGUGAUCGACAGGCGGCCAUCUGCUUCUCGAAAGCAAAAUACAACCCUCAGAAUAAAGGCAUCAGUCAAUCUUGCUGCAAAUAG
This is a messenger RNA of Hypanus sabinus (Atlantic stingray), 672 nucleotides long. RefSeq names its product phospholipase A2-like. The record is from RefSeq and is a predicted model, not a curated record. NCBI's taxonomy places the organism in Eukaryota, Metazoa, Chordata, Chondrichthyes, Myliobatiformes, Dasyatidae. Gene Ontology annotation, molecular function: phospholipid binding; calcium ion binding. The coding region runs from base 1 to 672 and encodes 223 amino acids. Gene Ontology annotation, biological process: arachidonate secretion; phospholipid metabolic process; lipid catabolic process. The transcript has 6 exons.